This is a messenger RNA of Pungitius pungitius (ninespine stickleback), 781 nucleotides long. It is a transcript of the gene cited1, whose product is annotated as Cbp/p300-interacting transactivator, with Glu/Asp-rich carboxy-terminal domain, 1. Gene Ontology annotation, cellular component: nucleus. Bases 257 to 775 code for a protein of 172 amino acids. Lineage: Eukaryota; Metazoa; Chordata; Actinopteri; Perciformes; Gasterosteidae. The record is from RefSeq and is a predicted model, not a curated record. Gene Ontology annotation, biological process: regulation of DNA-templated transcription. Gene Ontology annotation, molecular function: transcription coactivator activity. The transcript has 2 exons.
GAUCCUCCGCAGGUCCCGUUCCUGGUUUUGGGAAACGCACGCGCACGCGCCCGCGCCCCGCUCGUUGAGGCGCGCGCGCUGCGCGCUCCUCGUCCAGUGAGCCGCUGGAUGAGCAGCGGACGGAAGCCUCGGUCUCUCAAACCAGUCUGACUCCAGUUCCCCGCGCUGGUGUGGACCUGCGGACCGGACGGGUUCCUCCUCCAUCUCCUCCUCCACCUCCUCCUCCUCCAUCCAGGCUGCGGUGUUCCACCCGGUGAUGACCUCGCUGCUGUUCCCUAGCAACGCCGCCAUGAAGGACCUGUCCUCCUCGUCCUCGUCUCCUCUCGGCUCCCUGCUCCACUACCCGUCCUCCAAGACCACCUCGUCCUCGUCCUCGUCCUCCCCCCCCGGGCUGUCGGCGCCGCUCUCCAAGCCGCAGCCCUUCUGCCUGCAGACGGGGCCCCACCUCCUCGCCAGCAUGCAGCUGCAGAAGCUCAACUCGCACUACCAGAGCCUGGGCGGGGCCUCGGGGGGGCACGCCGCGCCCGGCGCCCCCCAGAAGGGCUACGGGGCCCCCGGGCCCCUGGGCCCGGCGGGGAGCCAGCUCCUCGGGGCCCCGGGGGGCCUCGGCGGGGGCCCGAGCGCCGGCGGCAUCAUCGACUUUGAGCCGGUGGACGAGGAGGUGCUGAUGUCCCUGGUGGUGGAGCUCGGCCUGGACCGGGCCAACGAGCUGCCCGAGCUGUGGCUGGGCCAGAACGAGUUUGACUUCAUGGCAGACGUGCCGGCCGGGUGCUGACCCCCC